AUGCAAAAUUUUAAGGGAUCCUUGGCCAUGUCAAAGGAUGAUUAUAUAUUAAAAAUGCUCCAGACUUCAUCUAUUCAUGUUCAUCAGAUAUCGUCCGAAUAUGGAUCAAAACGUCAACCGAUAUUUGAGCGCCGACACUUGACUUCGAGUCCAAUAUCUACACUAGCAAAUGCAAAAAGUCUUCCUCAUGUUCAAUGUAUUACGAAUGGGGCAUUAGCGGGAUCGAUUAUCGGAACAUUAAUAUUUUCAUGUUUUGUGGCAUUUUUAACAUAUCUUGUCUAUUUAAGACCAAAAUUUCAAGAACUUCAUUCUUGGAAAUCAAAUUGUCUAAAAAGCAUCUCACCCCAAUUUAAUUCAGCCGAUGUUACAUAUGAUAAUUAUUUCCAGGCUAAUCAUAAUAAUUCACGUCCACAAACUAAAAAGCACGUACAACAACAACAAAUUCGCAAUGACACAUUAACAAAUGGAAUAUUACCACUUGAGGUUACCGAUGCAAAAUUUGGUACAUAUCCAUUUCGACAUAUACUGCCUUCAACUGCUCAUCACCACCAUCGUAAACGUCAAGAUGAUAACACAUUGGCACCGACUUCAGCUCAAUGGUUACAUCGAACAUCAUCAUUUCGUUCAAUGAAUAUCGAUCAAGACAAUGAACUCAUUGAAGUUGAAUUAGUCAGUCCCGAUUUAAGUGGUCUUGGAUUUAAUAUUGUUGGAAAUAUGAGAGCGGGUAUUUACGUCAAAGAUAUAUUCGAUAAAGGACCAGCAAUUGAGUCCAACUUAAUUAAAUCAGGUGAUCGUAUUAUGUCAGUAACAGUGUGUUUUGAAUCGAUUGUAUUUGAAGAUGCACUUACAAUACUUAGCUAUGCGUCACCGUAUCCCGUUUUACUUCGUUUACAUCGAUCAUUACAAAAUUUAAAACGUACAGCAAAUACAAAACCACAAGUCACUUGGCGAGAUGAUUUUGAACGAGAUGAUAACGAAAUUCAGACGAAAAAUGAACCAAAAAAACGUGUAGAACAAAUUACUACAGAAAAAUCUAGUCAAAAUAAAUCUAAAAAGACGCAACAACAAUCUUUACCAAAUCAACAGCAUCAGCCACGUCGCUCAUCAACAGCGCAUGAUGCUCAUGCAACAACAACAAAAAAUACAUCAAAAGGUAAAACUGUCCCGUCGAAACGGGUAUCUCAGUCUGCGCGAGCUCAACGAGAAAAGUCACAUGUCCCAUCAACAACAACAAUUGGUGCGUUAGUGACGGGAAUAACAACAUCGACUGCAGCAAAAACAACCGUGACGAAAUUAAAUCCAACUAAAAAAAUGAAAUCUGUAACAGAUGCUGUUAUAUCCUAUUUACAUUAUAAAGGAAAUGGAAUAGGAGGACAUAAUUCGCAAGAUCCAAAUGCUUCAGAAGCAAAUAUAACACCAUAUUAUGAUUCACCAUACGAUUGUUAUUAUGGUGGAGGACUAAAUUCUCGGACAAAUUUGAAUAAGAAUAAUAACAAUAAUUCGUUAGAUUUUAUACCAACAAUCUAUACUGUUCAACUCACACCACCUAAACAAUUUCUUCAUUCCUAUCAUAUUCCAAGAAAAUGUCAACGACGUUUAUCUAAACAGAAUGUUAUUCAAAAUGAAGAAUUGAAUUCAAUACAUAUCGAAGAUACAUCAGUUGAUGAUACUUAUAUUUAA
Messenger RNA from Didymodactylos carnosus, 1680 nucleotides. The record is from the annotation of a GenBank genome assembly. Lineage: Eukaryota; Metazoa; Rotifera; Eurotatoria; Philodinida; Philodinidae.